Messenger RNA from Meloidogyne enterolobii, 794 nucleotides. The record is from the annotation of a GenBank genome assembly. NCBI's taxonomy places the organism in Eukaryota, Metazoa, Nematoda, Chromadorea, Rhabditida, Meloidogynidae.
UGUGGUCUGACUGUAUAUCAAAAACAGAUGUUAUUUAAAUAUUAUUUAAUAUCUUCUUUAUUUAUUUUUACGACUGGGCAAGGCCUUUUCGGUGGCUGUGGAAUACGCCCACCCUUCCAAUUACCUCAAUUACAACUUCCAUGUCCUCCUCCCUGCCCGCCUCCGUGUCCUCCAGCUAUUCCCUGCCCUCCACCAAUUCCCUGUCCACCAACAUUUUGCCCUCCUCCAGUCAUCUGUCCACCUCCCCUUCCACCACUGCCAUGCCCUCCACCUCUUCCACCGCCUCCACCCUGCCCCUUGCCAACACCCUGUACAUGUCCUCAAAUGGGUGGGUUUGGAGGAGGUUUUGGAGGUCCACAAAUUGGCUAUCCUUUGGGAGGCUAUCCAAGCAAUGAUUGUUGCUGUCAAUGCAGUACUCCAUGCCGAUAUAUGGGGAGGGCUAGAACACACGGUUCUCAAAUAUUUGCUGCUCCAACAGAAGACCAAACAGAAGACGACCCAACCUGCAACAGCAGAAAGCUUAGAACAGCUAUACAAGAAAAUAUAAUUGGUGAUGAUCCGAAUAGUUCAAAGAGGGCAAUACAAAAAGUAGCAGAAGAAAAACUUUUUGCAAAAAUAAAUGUAAAAUAAAAAAUAAUUUUUAAAUUAAAAACCUCGUUAUAAGAUACCCCAUAAGCAUUCUUUUCUCCCAAACAAUAUCCUCUAUUUAACAUACACUCAUUAUAAGAUACCACUAUUAUAAGAUACACUCCUGUUAAGAGACGCUCUUUAAAAUCUGGUUGGCCACUGGGUGG